This is a messenger RNA of Necator americanus (New World hookworm), 1710 nucleotides long. RefSeq lists its product as uncharacterized. The transcript is spliced from 3 exons. Bases 1 to 1710 code for a protein of 569 amino acids. NCBI's taxonomy places the organism in Eukaryota, Metazoa, Nematoda, Chromadorea, Rhabditida, Ancylostomatidae. The record is from RefSeq and is a predicted model, not a curated record.
AUGAAUCCGAAUUACGAGGAGCUGGAGGAAGUAGUCUGCAACGAGAAGUCCUUCUACAAAUUUGUUGUCGGAGACUUCAACGCAAAACUAGGAAAGACCACAGAAGAGGAAUGCAGGAUUGGAAGAUUUGGGGGUUCUGAUCAGCGUCCCCUUCGUGCGAAAAUACGGCUUAGCCACACGAUGGAAAAGAACAUCUGCUAUCGGCAACGAAGGAGAAAAGAAGUCGUCUACGACGAUUGCGUACUCGAGGACUCCUUGUUCCAAGGUGACUGGCACAUCGAGGAGGACCCAAACGUGGACUACGAGAUGCUGCUCAGAGGAUUACGAGCCUGUGCUGAACGUGCCUUGAAGCCGCGCACGACAAACUUGGAACGAAUUUCGAGGACCACUAAGGAAUUGUUGGAAAGAAAAAGGGCUUUGAGGCUUGAUCCGAAUGCAUCGCACAUUGAGCAGUUAGUAGCAAACACUAGCUGCAGAAAAGCAUUGCAGGAGAAUCUUUUGAAGUACAGGCAGAAGAAGAUUCUGGAAGCAGCACAAAGAAGAACGAGUCUAAAGAAGUGCCGCAGGGAUCUUCGCAAAUAUAAUAUUCCGCUAGCAAUCUUGCUGAGCGAAGACGGGACUCGCACGUCUUCUCGUCGUGAGAUGGAAAUCAUUGCGGAGAGGUUCUACUCGAACCCUUUCCUUUCAUCAACUCCUGUGUCAAGCCUGAUCAUCUGGCGCUGGCGAAGCUCCACCACGGAUUCUCCCUUCGCAACAGACUUUCUUCGGGCUGGUGGCCAUCCGCUUCAUGUAAUCUUAGCAGCGCACAUGACAUCCUACCUUCAGAAAGAAAGGAUCCCAGACCAGUGGAGGACCUCGCCAACCGUUCUUAUCCAUAAGAAAGGUGACCGAGAGGACCUUCGGAACUACCGCCCGAUAUGCUUGCUGAGCGUGUUAUACAAAGUAUUCACCAAGAUCAUCCUCACGCUCAUAUCUAGGACGCUGGAUGAAGCCCAGCCUCAAGGACAAGCUGGAUUCCGCCAGGGGUUCAGCUGCUUGGACCACAUCCAGACCGUGUCGAGGGUUAUAGAGGUUUGCCGGGAAUACCGCUUGCCCCUUGUUCUAACCUUCGUCGACUAUGAGAAAGCCUUUGACAGCGUAGAAACGAAUGCAAUACUGUCAGCGCUGGUCGAUCAAGGUGUGGACGCGUCGUAUGUGAGGACAUUAGCCAAUUGCUACGAUCGAUGCACCACGAAGAUACAGCUUUUCCAUCGCCCUCUCACCAUACGCAUUGGAAAGAGGGUACGACAAGGCGAUACUAUAUCGCCAAAGCUGUUUACGGCUGCAUUGCAAUGGAUAAUGAAAUCACUUUCCUGGGAAGAAAGGGGCAUACGUGUUGACGGAAAAUUUCUCUCGAACCUUCGUUUUGCGGACGACAUCGUUCUCUUUUCGAGCAGUACCAAUGAAGCAGAAACGAUGCUCAACGAACUGAACGAAGCAGGGAAGAGAAUAGGACUACGAAUAAACAGAAGGAAGACACAGUUCAUGAAGAACGCCUACUGCGAGGACGGAGGAGUACAACUUGAAGGCUCCCAAAUCGUGGAAACUUCGUCAUACGUAUACCUCGGACGUUCCAUGAACAUGGAAAACGACUUGAAGGAAGAACUGAAUAGAAGAAUGAGAGCAGCAUGGGCAGCAUUCGCAGCCGUCAGGGACCUACGGACCAACUGA